Messenger RNA from Porites evermanni, 3924 nucleotides. The record is from the annotation of a GenBank genome assembly. Lineage: Eukaryota; Metazoa; Cnidaria; Anthozoa; Scleractinia; Poritidae.
AUGUGUGGUCUGAGCAUAUGCUUAUCUCGCCCUAUCAUCGCCAACACCCAAAGCUUUUCUGAAAGACGUUUGGCACAUCGGUGAAAUAGAAUUAUCUCUCUUUUUUCAUAAAUGAUUGUUUAUUGUUAUGCAGUCGUAAUCAGGCGAUGCAGAUGUGUUCGAAUAUUAAAUCUUAUGAGGAAAUUCAACCCACUCUUGAGAACGGAUCACUCCUUACCCCAUCCCAAACUGGAAUAAGACCUUCUUCUUGAGCUCCAUAAAACGGUACUCAAGAUUUCUAACACCCGAGGAUCAACCAUGAGCCAUUACCCACGACAAGGCAUCCCCAAGAGCGUGUUAUUAUUUUCUUUCAAAAUUCUACAUUGUCAUUUCACGAAUUGAGCCAAAGUACUCUUUGAUCAUACAAUUGUUCUGUGCAGCUCUCCCUUACGGCUUCUGUAAAUAUUUGUCUAGCAUAGGUAUUGUUUGUCACAGCCUACCACUGUUCUACAACAGUUUAGACAGUAGACCCUCCUGGUGCCAGCAGUUCGCUUGUAUAUGUAGCACUUUAGAAACAGCAAGAAAUUACAACGGGCGAGGUUUUAUCUUUUUAAUUGGUGUGGAAUAUAUAAAGAAAUUAAAAAAACGAAAGCCGACGUUUUCAAGGCACGUCGUCUCUUAGCAAGCCGGGUGUCCAUUAUAUUCGAGUUACGUUUUUAUGCUUGUUGAAUCCUCGUAUUUUUCAAAAAGCAGUUACGUUGUAUGUGACGAAGGGUUUGAGUCACUUCAGUCGACACUUAUCUUCUGAAAAUGAACUGAAUCUUUUGCCUUUCUUCUUUGAGCAUGCGCAUUAUGAUUCCUAUUCUUUGAGGCUUGAGCUCCAAACGUAAUAACACCGGGUCUAUCUCAACGGGCAAAAAAUAUGGUUUUGUGAUGAAAUUUAAUAUAUCCUUUGUUCAACAAUUUCUUCUCUAAAACGGACGUUUUCUAGGAAAGGUUAAAUUUCAAAUCGCGUUGAAAUCAUUUUUUAAUAAGUCGAAAAAGACAUUCAAACAAAACUCACUCCUCGUAUAAAAUUCCCGCUUAUUUUUCACUUGGGCAGAACUUCUUUCAUUUGAUAACCCUUGAGCUAUUUAAAGCAGAUUUUCGAACAAGCCCGAAAUGUUCCUCUUCACUUAAUUAAACUGAUUUUGACUAAUUAACAACAAAAAUUGCUAAUUCAUUGACUUGUGUUCGCCGUUGAUCUGAUAAGGGGGGAUAAACAGUUCAUAAUUCAGACAAAACUAUAAUGACUGGUUCCUCGUAUAUGUUGUAUAAUACAAGUACCUCGUUUACUUUGUAUAAUACACUGUUUGGCACUUCGGUUCACGCCCCUUAUGUCGAUAAUGGCUUGAUAUUCACCCGGGUAGGCGAUAUCUUAAGGUAUUGUUUUCGCGGGCUUUAAAAGAGCAGAGCUUAUCGUAUUAAGGUUCAUUCAUUGCAGAGCCUAGCCGGGAGUUUUUCACGAGACCAGCGAAUACAUCACGAUUUGACGAGUCAAAGCGUAAGAGAUAUUUUAUUUUCCAAUUUCUUCUAAUUGUAAAUCGAUUAUUAACUUAUUAACGAGAUUUAAGUUUGAUUGAAAUUAGAGUUCUUUACCGAAUCUUAAUUUUUAACAAGAAGGGUUAUUUUUUUUAGCACCAUUUCGUACCUCUCUCCUCAUCCGAUCGCUUUUUCACCGUCAAGAAGAAAUGUCUUCUCAGGAGGAACGAUAGCUUCUAAAUAAUUAAAAUUUCCCGCUUUGGAAAUAGCGAUAACGUAAAAGGGAAACAUGAAAACAGGUUGGUUGAGUUUUUCCGCGUCCUCGUUCAUAAAUUGGUUACCCACGCUAAAUUUGAAACCAAUCUAGACGGCCUGUCGGCUCCAAUUGUCCUUUUAUUUACCCAAAACAAAUCGGAGAGUCGGUAAUCGGAAACUAGGUAAAUUUUUCCCAGUGUUAUUUUAGAAUUAAUCACUUUGCAGUUUUGCAUUACUUCGUUGAAUAAUUAUGAUCGUGAUUUGUGAUUGAUUUCUUCGAUCAAGGAAACAAUUUAUAGAAUUAAUACGAUUGUAAAAUAUACUGAAAGAUUAGAUCAGCCAAUGUGGUGGAUUCAGGCACUGCUCAUUUAUAUGAUUUAACUCCAAAAGCGUUCCGAUCAAUAAUUAAAAAAAGAAAUACGCCGAUAAAGACAUAAAAACCACGGGAAAAUAAAAAAAGAAACCCUAAAAGUGUUUUAAUGUUUUUGUAGAUAAGGCAUCACUUUUUCUUUUUACAACGUUUUAUUAAUAAUUUAGAACAAGAUUUGGGUUUAAUAUUUUAUGAAUUUCUCACACACGUAUUGAGUUUCAAAACAGUGCGUGUGCUCUUUAUCGCCAAUUUAACUAACCCGACUUGGAAAAACCUACCGCUAAUAUUGGUUCAGGCUCGUUAGCCAGUUCUUACGUUUAGAGAACCCAAAAUAAAUUCCUUUAGUUGUCAGUAUUAUCUAUAUGUUUUUUUUCUUCUCCCAAAACGGUCCAAAACUAUAAAACUGCACGAACUUUAAAGUCACAGUAAUCACACAAUGUUAGAACUGUUUUGUUUUUUGUUAUUAAACUAUUAUUUUUUCAGAAUCUUAUUAGAGUUAUACUGACUUGCCUUUUAACAAAUCCAAACUGACUUCUGCUUUGUUAAUGAUGAACAAACAAUGAUCUGGGAUGAAAGACACCCUUGACGUUUUAAAAUAUUCAUGCUGUCGGCAGUGAUCUUUUCUUUUUCAGUCGUACACCUAUUAUAUUUUAUAAACCCUUCUCGGUAAUUCUGUCUUUUUAAAAACAAUGUCAUGACAAUAAGACCAAAAUAAUGUCCAUGUAACCUUAUUUGUUUUGGUUUGAAGUAAUUAUUUCGUUGCUCUUUGCGUUUCCUUCUUUUCUUUUCUUUUUUUUUUCCGAGUUUUUAGUUCCUUUAGCAGAUCUCUUUGCUUCCUUCAAGAAGUUAUCCUUUAUCUAUUUCUUUGUUUCGCUUUGAAACGCACCGAUUUUCGUUAGCUUUGUGUUACAUGCCUGUGUACAGGUUCUUUUUUAAUAAAUAAUCAAAGCUGUUAAUGCAUUGAAGUAUUUUGAUUUAACAAAGCGUGGUCAACAAAACCAGCAGUGACAUUAUCGAGAUUUGUAAUUACUUUUUAAACCGCAAUCUAAAGAAAUAAUCGGACAAGUACUCGUAUAAUCAUAUUAUUUUCCAACUACACAAAAAGAGUUCAGAUUGUCAUGAAUGAGCACUGUUUAAAUUGUCAUGCUCAUAUGAAGUUCAUUUAUUUUUAGGACGAGUUUUCUCAACAACCUACAAUGGUUAGCCAAGUUGUAUUUCGCCCACCAGAACAAGAGCAAGUACUCAACAGCACUGUCUACGCAGAGGAAAGAUGUUACCCUUGGAUGUUUCGCGAACAAGCCUCUAAGAAACCCGAAGAAAGCCGAAAACACGUAGGAAGAAGACCGAAAGUGACCGUCCCGGCAACCGUGAAGCGAUAUCGGCAGCUUCGGAGAAACGCAAGAGAACGGGAAAGACAGGGUCGCCUAAACAGUGCGUUUGACGUGCUUCGCAGCGUUAUUCCCGAUUAUUUAUCAGGCAAAGGACCCGAGGGGAAACUAACGCAGAUUGAAACAUUAAGACUGGCAACACAUUACAUCGGCGCUCUUUCGGAAAUGCUCGAUGACGAAGACACAAAGCGAACAUUUAACGAUUUCUGCGGCUGUGGGUAUUUUAGAGAGAACGAGAGCUUCUCUUUCAAUGAUUUGAGCUGUUUGACGAACAUUUAACCUAUAAUUUUUUCUCGGAUUUAGAAUGUUACAAAAAUGUCGUUAAAACUUGAAGUGGAUGCACUGACUUCGUUGUUGGGCCAAAUGGCGCAUUAUGGUAAUAAAAAAAACAAAGUUGAAGUAAAAAUCCAG